GACCAGUGACAGAAAGAGCUUCUAGGAAAUUCCUAGAGCGUUUGUUUGGAUUGAUAAUAUUACAAAAUGACUAAAAUUAUGAUAAAAGAGAUGGACCUAACAGAAGAUGAUAUUGCAGAUUUAAUUAAAAAAAUCUACCCACACAAAAAAUACCAUUUAACGUACUGUGUUCAAAAGUUUCCUGAGAAAAUAGGGCUGCUGGGAGAGCAUUAUACGCUUAACACUACACUAAAAGACUUGGAAAAUAAAGAAAAAGUGCACAAAACAUUUUUCGUAAAAUGUUUUCCAGAAAUACAAGAACAAGCCGAGUUGGCUGAUGGAGUGGGAGCAUUUAAAAAGGAAAUAUUUAUUUAUGAAUUAUUCGAAAAAUUUAAACAACAUAGUUUAAAACUUAUAUCCAGUUGCACGCCAUUAUUAUUUGAUUGUAGGUAUAACAAAUAUUUAAUUCUUGAAAAUUUGGGUGCGUCUCUAUACGAGGGUAUAGAUAAAAUGAGAUUCCUCGAGUACAAUGAAGUAUUAAUUGUCAUACAACAACUAGCAAAAUUGCAUGCUAGCAGUAUUGUAUAUGAGGAAGAAAUGUCUAAAAAGCUUGAAAACAUAUACAAUCUUUUUGAUGAAUAUAGAGAAGAACUUGAAGAAUCUUUCUUUAACGACAGGGAAGGAUUUAUAAAUCACGCAGGUGUAAAUGCUUCUAUUAGAGGUGUUUUAGGGGAAAUAAGUUUGUUUAAUUUUGAGGAAAAGUUGGCUUCAGGAAAACAAUUUUUGGAUGUAGCUAAAACAAUGCUCUAUAAAGUUUACGACUUAGUUAAACCAUCUACUAAAUACAGAAAUGUUAUUACCCAUGGAGAUCUUUGGGCUACUAAUUUUCUUAUUAAAUACGACGAAAAGAACGAACCUGUUGAUUGUAAGUUUGUAGACUUUCAGUGCAGUAGAUAUGUGCCUCCUGCUCAGGAUGUUUUGUCAUUUAUUUACCUGACAACGUCAAGAGAAUUCAGGGAAAAACAUUUGUAUCAGUUACUAGGAUUAUAUUAUAAUUAUUUGGAUAAAAACCUCAAGUCAAACGGAGUAUUAACUGACAGUAUUAUAAACUUCCCAGAUUUCCUGGAUAGCUGUGAAGAACAAAAAAUAUUUGCAAUAAUUCAAACCGCAAUUUACUUUCCUUUGAUUUUGAUUAACUCGAGCUGCAUAGAAUCAUACUUAAAAGAUAAAGAUCUACAUAAAAAAGCUUUGUUUGAGGAUAGAACUCAUUUAAUUUUAGUGCAUAAAGAUAAAGACAGAGCUUACACAAAGAGGCUAAAGGAUUCCAUUUUGGAUUUAAAACGAAUUUGUGAAUAUAUCUAAACAAUUAUAUUAUAAUAAUUAUAGCUUUAAUAAAG
Messenger RNA from Brassicogethes aeneus, 1376 nucleotides. Lineage: Eukaryota; Metazoa; Arthropoda; Insecta; Coleoptera; Nitidulidae. The record is from the annotation of a GenBank genome assembly.